Messenger RNA from Triplophysa rosa, 1529 nucleotides. RefSeq names its product v-ral simian leukemia viral oncogene homolog Bb (ras related) (gene ralbb). Gene Ontology annotation, molecular function: GDP binding; GTPase activity; GTP binding. Gene Ontology annotation, cellular component: plasma membrane. The coding region runs from base 160 to 780 and encodes 206 amino acids. The record is from RefSeq and is a predicted model, not a curated record. NCBI's taxonomy places the organism in Eukaryota, Metazoa, Chordata, Actinopteri, Cypriniformes, Nemacheilidae. Gene Ontology annotation, biological process: Ras protein signal transduction. The transcript has 5 exons.
AUAUCCGGUAGGUGGGGCCGUGCAGCUGUAAGUUACAGGAGUAGAGGAAUUGAUCCCGGGUGAAAGAAUUAUGUUUUAAUCGAUUAUAAGCGUGAAUUAAGCACAAGGUUCUUCGGAGACCUAACUUGCAUCGUCUACUCUGCUGGAAACACUCAAGUCAUGGCAGCGAAUAAGAAUAAAAAUCAAAGUUCCCUUGUGCUGCACAAGGUCAUCAUGGUGGGCAGCGGCGGUGUUGGAAAGUCUGCCCUCACGCUGCAGUUCAUGUAUGAUGAGUUUGUGGAGGACUAUGAACCCACCAAGGCUGACAGUUACAGAAAGAAGGUGGUCCUGGAUGGAGAGGAGGUACAGAUAGAUAUUCUAGAUACGGCAGGGCAGGAGGAUUACGCCGCUAUCCGAGAUAACUACUUCCGCAGCGGAGAAGGGUUUCUUCUGCUGUUCUCCAUCACCGAGUCUGAAUCCUUCAGCGCUACUUCAGACUUCAGAGAGCAGAUCCUGAGAGUGAAAGCGGAAGAAGAUAAAGUGCCUCUGUUAUUGGUGGGAAAUAAGUCGGAUCUGGAGGACAGACGGCAGGUGUCUGCAGACGAAGCUCGAGCAAAAGCAGACGAGUGGUCGGUCCAGUAUGUGGAAACAUCAGCCAAGACUCGAGCAAAUGUUGAUAAGGUGUUCUUUGAUCUGAUGCGGGAGGUGAGGGCUAAAAAGAUGUCCGAGACUAAAGAGAAGAACGGAAAGAAAAGUGGCAAGAAGAAGAAGAGUCUGAAGGAGAGAUGUGUGCUCCUCUGAGACGCUCAAACUCUUGAUUCUCACUUCAAGUUUUCCAAACUGAGCCGAUGGUAUGGACCACGAGGAGACCGCUUCUGUCUCCUCCGUCAUUCUUGUUGCCAAGUACAAUCAAAGCAGAAGAUGUGAUGCGCUGCUGCUGUCAUAAUCUACCCGCAGAACUCUUCAACACAUUUGAAAUGUUCCUCAGGGCUUCCAGCGUGUCAGUCACUAAACAUUCUGGAAUAUUCAGACCGUGUCACAUUUCUAAUGUCAGCUUCACACUCAUCCGUUAUUGAAAUGGAGGCUGUUGGUACCAGCCCACGAACACAAGGAAUAUUUCUUCUUCUUCUUUUUAGUAGCCUGUGAAACACAAACUGAAUGAUUAAAUUGGUCCCGAUGUAAAUAACAUACGUUGUUUCACGAGAAACAUUGCUCUGCUUGUGUUUCAUGAAUCUAUUCUUUUUGUACCUUGAAAUGACCACUAGCACAUUCGCUUUUUAUUUCAUAUACUCUAUUUAAUCUUCAUGGAGCAAUAUUGAAUGCAUGCAUUAUUGUGUAUUCUUUUAAAAGCAAUAAUGCAUUGUUGUGUAUUGAGAGAUAAGAUUUGAUAAAAGCUGCGUCAUUGAAAGAAAUACAUUCGUGUUGAUUAAACAAUGGUGAUUCACUAUUAUUCCAAAACAAAGUUCAGAUGAGCAUAUUUUUGUAAUCAGAUCGCUUAUCUGUGUGUCGGUUUCACUGAUUUUUCUACCAAAUAAACCUCUGAAUUUUGU